CUCUCAUCUAUGAGUGCAAGUGCAAGAGUGCAAAAUCUUGUCAAAAAAUGUAAUAUUUACAACUCAUCUAAGACAUCCAAUCAAAAGAAUAGUGAGAGCCAAACAAGCAAGACAGCACGCUAAUAUGAGUAGUGAUAAUGUGCAGCCAUGAUGAAAUCUUAUAAAUUACGGGAUGUAUAUAUAUACUAUAUAGUGUCAUUACUUCGCUAAUCACCGACCUGAAAUUUUUCAGCUUUUCAUUCGCUUCGCUAAUCUCUGACGAUGAAGCUCCGAAUCCGAUCGACGGCGACGAAGGAAACGAUUCGCGUCGAUGUUCCCAAUUCCUCCUCCCUCUUCGACCUCAAAUCCCUAAUUUCCUCGAAUCUCUCCUCAGGUACACCAAUCCCUCCCGAAUCUAUUCACCUCUCCCUCAAUCAAACCGACGAAAUCACGUCUUCCCCUGAAGAGCACCUACAAUCCCUUGGUCUCACCUCCGGAGAUCUUCUUUUCUACUCUCUCGACUCGAGCGUUAAUUCUACUCCAGAAACCCUAAACUCAUCGCAAGCUUCACCGGUAAUACCAUUCUCCUCGGCUUCCACCUCGGCUUCCGAACCGCCCACUGAUGACGGCAUGGAAGUGGGAUCGGAAUUGGAAUCGGAAUCAGAACCUUUUGUGCAUGAGAAGACAGCGUCUGUUCCAUGCUUCCUUCGAAGGGUUAUGGAAACGGAGAAGAGAAAGAUUAAGGGGAAUAUGGGACUCACGGUGGUCGCUAUCCAUGCAGUGUUCUUGGAGUCUGGAUUCGUCGCUUGCGGUGGCGGCGGCGGAUCUUCACUUCCGGAAGGAUGUGCUUCGGCGUCUCACCUGGUCUCGGUAAUGUACACGCUUCCAGAUUUUAUAAGUUGUGGUAAUUUGGAAGAUGUUAAAAAUGUCAUCUUGAAGCUUUCUGCGGUUGGGAAUCAUGUUUCUAUUUACGGGCGCUUGGUUGGAGCACAAUCUGAUAUUUACCGUCUUUCUGUGGAUUCUACCAAGUUGGAUCCUUUGUUGGCUUCAGCCGUGAAUGAACUUCAUGAGAAAGAACAGGAGGAUAUUUUCCAGCUCUGGAAAACUGUUAAGGAUCGUCUGUCCAUGCCCCUACUUAUUGAUAUAUGCCAGAAGAAUGGGUUGCCCCUUCCACCCUGCUUUACUCGGCUUCCCACUGAUCUCAAGAUCAUGAUUUUGGAGUUCCUGCCAGGUCUCGACCUUGCAAAGGCUGCAUGUACUUGUUCUGAGUUGAGGUACCUCGCAUCCAAUGAUGAACUUUGGAAGCGGAGGUUUUUGGAGGAGUUUAAGCUGUUUGCUGCAGAAAGCACUGGAGAGCCUUGGAAGGAUAAAUUUGCGAGAUCGUGGCUGAAAAGAAAGAAAGCCAGGAUGGAGAGGGAUAAUGCAUUGGUUCCCUACAUUCGUACCCCAAGGAUUAUACCGAUGCCAUGGAUUCCUGGCGCCCAGAGGUUUCCUAUGAUUGGCGGAGAUUAUGAUCGUUUCCCGGCUAUUGGCGAUCCUAGAUCAUUGCGGAGAGCAGGAUUUAAUCAACAUGCAGCAAGGCGGCAUUUUUCACCUAAUUGUAAUUUGGGUGGAGGUGGUUUUUGAAGUAUUCAUAAAAUUUGUUGAACUGAAUUUGGUACUCAUGCUUAAUUGGUUAUCUGAUGUAUGAAUAUUGUGUUUUUCGUAGAGCUUAUGCUGUUUUAUCA
This is a messenger RNA of Phalaenopsis equestris, 1706 nucleotides long. RefSeq names its product F-box protein SKIP22-like. The transcript has a single exon. Lineage: Eukaryota; Viridiplantae; Streptophyta; Magnoliopsida; Asparagales; Orchidaceae. The record is from RefSeq and is a predicted model, not a curated record. Gene Ontology annotation, molecular function: protein binding. The coding region runs from base 262 to 1605 and encodes 447 amino acids.